CUUGGGGAAAACGAAAACGAUGCCCCCCAGUCAAAACCCUCACCUCGCUCGGUCGGUCAAAUUUUCAAUCAAAUCAAAUCUUUGUUUCAAUUUCUGCUGCUCUCUUUUCAAUUCAUUUCCUCGAGGAAAAGGCCGCCAGGCCGAAUAAGGAGGGGAGGGGCAAAAGCUAAACGAAUGGCGUCGAAGUUAGCUCAGUUGCAAAAGAAGGCUGCUCAGGCUACUCGGUUUGCGUCCAAGAAUGGCACUGCCUACUACAAGCAGCUCAUGCAGCAGAACAAGCACCACGUCAAGGAGCCUCCCACCAUCGAGAACUGCCAGCUCCUUGCCAAGCAGUUGUUCUACACUCGUCUCGCCAGCAUUCCUGGUCGGUGCGAAGCAUUCUGGAAAGAGUUGGAUUCCCUCAAGCACCUUUGGAAGAACAAGGAGGAACUGAAUGUCGAGAAUGCUGGGAUCGCUGCUCUGUUUGGCCUCGAAUGCUUUGCCUGGUUCUGUGCUGGCGAGAUCGUGGGAAGAGGAUUCAAAAUCACGGGCUACCAUGUUUGAGACUGACCUGCUUUGCAAAUAAACCUGUUCUUUAUUUCGAUCCUAUAAUUUCUGUAGUUAGUGGUUUGGCCUAACUGAACCUUGAAUUCCCAAUUUUGGUCAUCCAAAUGCAAAGCCAUAGCGGGCAGCAAAUCUCUUCCUAUUACAAUAACGCAUGCAUCUGGCAGUUGAACUAUUUUUACCCUUGAUCGCUUUUGUU
Molecule: messenger RNA, 742 nt
Organism: Punica granatum (pomegranate)
Lineage: Eukaryota; Viridiplantae; Streptophyta; Magnoliopsida; Myrtales; Lythraceae
Source: RefSeq, a predicted model, not a curated record